GGUAGCUUCAGCGAAUGGGUGAGUUUGUCCCUUCAGAGGCUGAUUAUUUCUGAUGACGGAAGUGAUCAAAACUUCUCAAACUCUGUUCGAUUUCACGCGAACGGAUCAAUUAGGAAGCUGGACGGAAUGCUCGGACACGGUCAAAACGACUGGAAUGUCCAAAGCAGCGCUGGUUAUGCAGAAGACGCAAUUGGUUCAAAGGGCAAUAUUCUUCACUCUGUUCAAUCCAAGGCCGAAUAGGACGGGAUAUGCCGCAGUCAGAUGUGAUACCAAUUUCGAUCUUUCCGGGUCUAAUUACAUAACUAUUAAGUGCCGGGGACAGGGAACUAAUUGGAAAUACAAGAUGUUGCUCAGGCACAAGGGACUGGACAAGAAUGCUGUUGUUUAUGGCCAAGUAUUUACGGCACCUGAAAACGAAUUCGCAACCAUAAAACUACCCCUCGCAGAAUUCAGGCCGUACUACAGAGGGCAAGAGAGGCCCCUGGAGGAAAAUCCCCUGGAUACAUCUUCAAUAACGAAUAUCGCUCUCAAAGUGGACAUGGGCCCGUACUUACCUGAGAAUCAACCAGGUGUAGCUGCUUUGGAAAUUGACUGGAUCAAAGCCACCAAAUGACGAAAUCUAUCGAAAUAUUUUUCUCCAUAAUGUCUGCCGUCCUCAUUUGCUCAUUCUAUUGUUCAUCUCACACAUGAAAAAAAUUUCUAGAAAUCCCUGCCGAAAUCGACAGAAAAUUCUAUUGAAUUUCUAUUAGAUUUCAGCCGAUUCUAUUGCAGAAUUCCGCAGCUUCAUUGCGCGUUUUUUCAAAUAGAAAAUGUUCAAUAAAAAUUGUUUUUUUAGAAAAUAUCAGG
Messenger RNA from Diachasma alloeum, 846 nucleotides. RefSeq lists its product as uncharacterized. Gene Ontology annotation, cellular component: mitochondrion. The record is from RefSeq and is a predicted model, not a curated record. NCBI's taxonomy places the organism in Eukaryota, Metazoa, Arthropoda, Insecta, Hymenoptera, Braconidae. The transcript has 3 exons. The coding region runs from base 53 to 613 and encodes 186 amino acids. Gene Ontology annotation, biological process: mitochondrial respiratory chain complex I assembly; mitochondrial electron transport, NADH to ubiquinone.